Messenger RNA from Dermatophagoides pteronyssinus (European house dust mite), 1826 nucleotides. Its product is annotated as matrix metalloproteinase-25-like. Gene Ontology annotation, biological process: collagen catabolic process; extracellular matrix organization; proteolysis. The record is from RefSeq and is a predicted model, not a curated record. NCBI's taxonomy places the organism in Eukaryota, Metazoa, Arthropoda, Arachnida, Sarcoptiformes, Pyroglyphidae. Gene Ontology annotation, molecular function: metalloendopeptidase activity; zinc ion binding. Gene Ontology annotation, cellular component: extracellular matrix.
AUUACAAAAUCAAUCAAAAUUAUGCCUUAUUAUUAUAAAACAAUGAUGUUUAAUAUUCAUUAUAAUUGUUUAGUUUUGUUUGCAAUGAUUAUGAUUGUAAUCGGACAAUCAUCAUAUUUAUCAAUGGCUCGAACUAAUAGUUUUUCAUAUAACAACAAAAACAACAACAACAACAAAUCCAAUAGAAAACAAUCAUCCAAUAUAUCGGCUAUGCAUUUUCUUGAAAAUUAUGGCUAUCUACCCGAAAUGAAUGAUAAUGAAUUAAAUCUAUUGGAUCAUAGAGAAAUUGAACGUGCUAUAAAAUUAAUGCAAAAAUAUGCCCAUUUACCACAAACCGGUAGAAUGGAUCAACGUACUAUGGAUAUUAUGAAAUCACCACGUUGUGGUGUACCAGAUGUUAAAUCAUCAACAACAAAAUAUCGUCGAUCAAUAACCAAACGUUUUGCUGUUUAUGGUAGUAAAUGGGAUAAAAGUCCAAUUACAUGGAAUUUAAUAAAUCCAUCGAAAAAAGUUUCAACAAGAGAAGCACGUUCCAUAUUUAGUCGUGCAUGGAAUAUUUGGUCACGUGCAUCGGAUCGAUUAGAAUUUAUUGAAACAUCAGAUCCAAAUGCUGAUAUUUUAAUUGGUUUCUAUACGGGUGAACAUGGUGAUGGACAACGAAGAAAAUUUGAUGGACCUGGUUCUAAACUUGCUCAUGCAUAUGCACCACCAAAAGGUGAUGUUCAUUUUGAUGAUGAAGAAAAUUGGCAAGAUAAAGAUGGUCCAAGUUUAUUUUGGACAGCAUUACAUGAAUUUGGUCAUUCAUUAGGAUUUGCACAUACAGCCGAUGAAGGUUCAAUAAUGUUUCCAUAUUAUCGUGAUUAUGGUUCGAAUUUUUCAUUACCUGAAAUAGAUAAAGCUGGUGUACAAUAUCUUUAUGGUGAUCUUGGUGUUACCAACGAUCGUCGUAAAACAACCACAACAACAACAACAGAAAGUUAUGAUCGUCAUCGACCAGCGGAAAUUAGUGGAAACAGAAAGACAUCGACAAUAGAAAAUACAAAUGAAAUGAUAAUGUGCAAUACAAAUAUUGAUGCUAUUGCAUCGAUUAGAAAUGAAAUAUUUGUUUUUAAAAAUCAGUCAUUUUGGUGGGUUAAAAAUGAUCUUUCGUUAAUUCGUAAUGAACCAAUACCAAUAUCACAAUAUUUUAUUGGAUUUCCAACCGAUAUUAAUCAAGUGGAUGCUGUUUAUGAACGACGUAGUGAUCAAUUAAUUAUGUUUUUUGUUGGUAGAUAUUAUUAUCUAUUCAAUUCAAAUCGUUAUCAUGCUGGACCAAUACCAUUAACCGAUUUAGGUUUAUCAAGAAAAAUCGAACGAAUUGAUACUAUAAUUAAUUGGGCUGUAAAUGGUAAAGCAUAUAUUUUUACUGGUUCAGUUUAUUGGCGAUUAGAUUCACAGGAAAAACAUGUUGAAAUGGAUUAUCCACGUGAUAUAAGCGUUUGGCAAGGUAUACCAACACAUUUGGAUGCUGCAUUUACAUGGAAAUUUGAUAGUGUAACAUAUUUUUUUAAAGGACAAUCAUAUUGGAAAUUUAAUAAUGUAGAAAUGCAUGUACAAAAUCCUAACCCAGGUAAAAUUCGUGAUUUUCUAUUUCGUUCGAUUGAUUGUCGUGGUAAUCAACAACAACAACAUCAUGAACUUAAACGAAUAGGUCGUUAUGAUUCAUUAAUAACAAGUUCAAGUUGUUUACCUGUUUUAAAUUCAAUGAUGAUGAUGAUUACCUUUUUGUUGUUUUCGAAAAACAUUAUUGUUUUAAUUUGAUUAAAAUUUUUUUAAAUUAAUUUCCA